CAGAAUAUUAGGAUUUAAACAAAAUGUUUGAUCAGUUGAAUAAUUUUCUUGGUUGGAGGACAACAGAUGGAUUGAAAGAAGAUUUCAUCCUUCUUAAAGAUGGAGGACCCAGUUUUAUUGAAGCUCCUUUUCUUCUUCAUCAUUUCAUCUCUUUCUACUUAAGAUCCGGACACAAAGUAGUUCUCACUUCUUUGGAGCAAACCCCUCCUCACUAUGUUGUCUCCGGAUCAAAAAUCGGAUGCAACUUGGAAAGAGAGAUCUCUGAAAGGAAUCUGGAGGUUGUGGACCUUUUGGGAUCCAGUUUGAAUGAAUAUUUAUCUUUAAAUGAAGAUAAAUCGAAUUCUUCUUCUACUUUAAAAGACCUAUAUCAAAAAUUACAGAAAAUGACUUGGAAAGUUUUAAUCAUCGAUGAUGUUUCAUUGUUAUUGAGUCUUGGUCACAAUGAGAAUGAUGUCAUCAACUUCCUGCAUUAUUUGCAUGUGUUGAGUAGGAAGAAGGGAGGUUGUUUAAUCACAUUGUUACAUCACACUGUUGACUAUGACUUGGCGUUAUACAGGAAAUGUGAGCGACUCGCUAGUUUAACAAUAGAAGUUCAAGCACUUGGGACAGGAUUUUCAAAGGAUGUUCACGGAAAUUUGUGUGCAGUUAAACGUAAUGUUUUGAACAAUGCUUCUGUUCAGCGAAAAACAUCAAAGCAAUUUAAAUUAACUGAUCGUACGUUGCACAUAUUUGCUGCAGGAACUUCUAGUGCUGUAUUAUAGAAACUAAAUUGUACCUUAUACAUUUUGUAGGCAUAUAAGAUCAUGUUAAAACUUGGGCCACUAGCAUGCCUUGCUGUAGAACCUCACCCAUAUAGAAUAGAAUAUGGUGUCUUAGGACUCUUGAAUUGUUUCAUUUUGAGACCAACAGUAAUAAAAAGUCCAUGUAUUUGGUUUAAGCAAUUAGCCUAUAAAAUAAGUAGUACAAAUUCUGUUAUAUUGUUUCUGUUAAUGUUAUCAUUUAACUAAAUAUGAAGUCUUUUCCUACAGA
Molecule: messenger RNA, 1029 nt
Organism: Ciona intestinalis (vase tunicate)
Lineage: Eukaryota; Metazoa; Chordata; Ascidiacea; Phlebobranchia; Cionidae
Product: elongator complex protein 6
Biological process (GO): tRNA wobble uridine modification
Cellular component (GO): elongator holoenzyme complex
Source: RefSeq, a predicted model, not a curated record